AUGGUGUCAGAUGCAUUGAGUCGUAGGGCUAUGACAGAUCUGAGAGCAGUGUUCGCUCGACUUAGCCUGUUUGACGAUAAGAGUUUGUUGGCUGAACUGCAAAUUGAGGGUGGUAGCACUACGGACUUUAGGUUGAACUCUGAGGGUGUAUUGUGUUUCCGAUGCCGGAUAUGUGUACCGAACGAUACUGAUCUAAGGCAGUUUAUUUUAAAAGAGGCGCAUAGUAGCCCUUAUGCUUCGGUUAAGAUUCUGCUAUGGAAGUGGGAGCGAGUAAUGAUGAAUUUUGUUAGUAGGUUGCCUUUAACACCUACUAAGAGGGAUUCAGUGUGGGUCAUCGUGGAUGGAUUGACCAAGUCUGCACACUUCAUCCUAGCUAGGAUAGAUUAUUCUUUGCAGAAGCUGGCGAAGCUCUAUAUUUCUAAGAUAGUGAGACUGUACGAGGCUAAGGCCCUUGUGCAUACUGAUACUGAUACUGAGUUGGGCAAGGCUCAAUCGUUACUGAUGCUGAAAGGGGCUUAG
Messenger RNA from Gossypium arboreum, 519 nucleotides. RefSeq lists its product as uncharacterized. The transcript has 4 exons. The record is from RefSeq and is a predicted model, not a curated record. NCBI's taxonomy places the organism in Eukaryota, Viridiplantae, Streptophyta, Magnoliopsida, Malvales, Malvaceae. Bases 1 to 519 code for a protein of 172 amino acids.